Molecule: messenger RNA, 899 nt
Organism: Prunus dulcis (almond)
Lineage: Eukaryota; Viridiplantae; Streptophyta; Magnoliopsida; Rosales; Rosaceae
Product: CASP-like protein 2D1
Exons: 3
Coding region: 150-719 (189 amino acids)
Source: RefSeq, a predicted model, not a curated record
UCUUAGCAACAUUUUCAUCUCUCUUGUGCAUAAAAAAAAUAGAAAAGAAAAGAAAUUUUCAUCUUUCUCUGCCGUCUGCAGCACUCUCAUAUGAUAAGACUAGAGGUUCUUGUUAAAGUGAAAGUUGGUCUUAUCUGCAUUGCCCAAAAAUGAGAGAAAACUUGGAUGAAAAUGCUCCUAACUUCACUUCCAACCUUCCUGUUCCUGCCCUGAAGCUCCUAGAUUGCUCCCUUAGGGUUUCAGUGAUUCCUCUUAGCAUUGCAACCAUUUGGCUCACUGUGACAAACAAACAAGACAACAUCAGCUAUGGGAAGCUAGAGUUCAGCAAUUUCACGGGCCUCAAGUACAUGGUUUGCAUCAGCACCAUUUCUGCUGCAUAUGCUUUUCUUGCAACUAUGGCCUCAUGGAUCAGAUGCUUGGUAACUAAAGCUUGGCUUUUCUUUGUCUCUGACCAGAUUGUGGCUUACUUAAUGCUCACAUCUGGUGCUGCAGUUAUGGAGAUACUGUCUUUGGCCUCCAAUGGCGACAGGACAGUCUCAUGGAGUGAAGCUUGUAGUUCUUAUGGAAGAUUCUGCAGUAGAAUGAAGGUGGCCUUGGUUCUCCAUGCCCUGGCCCUUUGCAGCUUCAUUGUCUUAGCUGUGAUUUCAGCUUAUAGGGUCUUUAGCAUGUUUGAGCCACCUGCUGUUUCUCAUAAAGAGGUGGAUGAAGAGAGGACUUAGAUGGGUUUUCUUCCAUAAAUCUGAAGAACAUAAAAAGAAAUAUGAUAUAUAUAUAUAUAUAUAUAUUUAUAUGUAUAUCUAUGAAAUGAUUAGUUUUGAAGUGUUUCCAAGUAGUUGGAAUGUCUGUCUUUCCAGAUUAAAAUAAAGGUCUAUGCUUCUAACACAAAUCAUCUUGUUUGA